Molecule: messenger RNA, 660 nt
Organism: Sardina pilchardus (European sardine)
Lineage: Eukaryota; Metazoa; Chordata; Actinopteri; Clupeiformes; Clupeidae
Product: putative nuclease HARBI1
Exons: 3
Coding region: 1-660 (219 amino acids)
Source: RefSeq, a predicted model, not a curated record
AUGAAGCAGAAAUUUCGCCAGGCCUCUGGCAUACCCGGCAUCGUGGGUUGCAUAGAUGGGACCCAUGUCCGCAUCCAGGCACCAUCCGAACACGAGUAUCUGUACAUCAACCGAAAAGGAUACCACUCAAUCAACGUGCAGAUUGCUUGCGAUGCCAGUUACAGCAUUUUUAACUUGGUGGCAAGGUGGCCUGGGUCAACCCACGAUGCCAGAAUACUCCGGGAAAGCCAACUGAGCAACACCUUUGAGGCUGGAGGAGUAAGUGGCUUCCUUCUCGGCGACAGUGGCUACCCCUUGAAACGGUGGUUAAUGACACCCAUCAUCGCUCCCAGGACCCAGCAAGAACGGCGGUACAAUACUAUCCACGCCGCCACUAGGUCUACCGUCGAGCGAUGCAUCGGAGUGCUCAAGCGCAGGUUCCACUGUCUACAUGGGGAGAUGCGGAUGCACCCGGAGAGAGUGUGCACGGUGAUUGCAGCAUGCACCGUACUCCACAAUAUCUGCAUCAGCAAAAGGAUCCCCCUACCAAUGGAAAAUGACCUGCUGCCAGAGGAAGAUGAGGCUCAUGUCCCUGUGGCUCAUGAUGAUGUCUCUGGACGACUUCUUGUUGGUUUCAGCCUCCACUCGAAUGAUCUCUUUCUCCAGAAGGAUAUGGUGUAG